Messenger RNA from Umbelopsis ramanniana AG, 1151 nucleotides. RefSeq lists its product as uncharacterized. NCBI's taxonomy places the organism in Eukaryota, Fungi, Mucoromycota, Umbelopsidomycetes, Umbelopsidales, Umbelopsidaceae. The transcript has 6 exons. Gene Ontology annotation, molecular function: protein tyrosine phosphatase activator activity; peptidyl-prolyl cis-trans isomerase activity. Gene Ontology annotation, cellular component: nucleus; protein phosphatase type 2A complex; cytoplasm. The record is from RefSeq and is a predicted model, not a curated record. Gene Ontology annotation, biological process: mitotic spindle organization. The coding region runs from base 84 to 1082 and encodes 332 amino acids.
UGUCGUUCACCGUACCUCAAAAGCGUAUUCUCACCAAAGAAGACCUGGAAGAAUUCCAGUCUUCCGAUGCUUAUAAUGACUUCAUGGGUUUCAUUGAGAGGCUCAAUGAGUCUGUAAAGGGAUUGAAAAUCGACUCCGAGAUCGAAGUGUCACCAUCUAUUGAAAAAGUUCUAGGCUUAUUAGAUGCCUUGCUUCAAACCAAAGCUGAAAUCCCCCCUGUAGACAAUGCCUUGUCAAGAUUUGGCAAUCCUGCAUUUGUGACGUUCUAUGACAAAGCAGCCGAGAUGAUUCCGGAAUUGUUGAAGCCCAUUGUUCCCAAUGAUUCGAUACCUGAAAUCUCAGCAUACUUGGUAGAGAGCUUUGGCAACCGACGCCGCAUUGAUUAUGGCACAGGGCACGAAGCAAAUUUCAUUGCAUUUUUACUUUGUUUGGAGAAGCUAGGCGUAAUUAGUAGCAGAGAUUAUACAGCGGCCGUCCUACGUGUCUUCGUCAAGUAUAUGUCCCUUAUGCGUGAAUUGCAAUUCUCCUACUGGCUUGAACCAGCAGGCUCGCAUGGCGUUUGGGGUCUAGACGAUUAUCACUUUUUACCUUUCAUGUUCGGAUCUGCACAACUUAUUGAUCACAAAUACAUUCGACCGAAAUCUAUACACGAUCCAGACAUUAUUGAACAAUUCUCAAAGUCGUACAUGUACCUUGGAUGCAUUGCCUUUAUCAAUUCAGUCAAGAACACGGCCUCCUUACGUUGGCAUUCACCUAUGCUGGACGAUAUUUCGGCAGCUAAAUCUUGGGCAAAAGUCAAUGGAGGAAUGAUAAAAAUGUACAAGGCUGAAGUUCUGAACAAGCUUCCCAUUAUGCAACACUUUAUGUUUGGAACACUCAUAAAAUUUGAAGGCGGAAGUACUGUUGAAAAUGAAGACGAAGGAUGUGGACAUGAUCAUCAUCACAGCGUUGAGGUGGACAAAGACGGCAAAGAAGUGUAUGCCAUGGGUCAAGAACAUCCCGAGUGCUGUGGCAUCCCUAUACCAAGCGCAAUCGCUGCUGCUGCUGCUGGUCAAAGCCGACGACCUAUCCCAUUUGAUUGAGCAGCUUCACUUGCUUUUCAUUACAAUGACAUUAGCACCUGUAUUAUUUGUAUAUAGCAUAGCCAUAGU